AUGGUGAAGACACUUGAUCAACGCUACGUAGUUCCAAGCCGCAAAUAUUUCGCUGAAGUGGAAAUGCCUAAACUGCAUGACAAGAUCCGAGGUCAAGUGGAGCAGGAGCUCCGCCACAUUAAACAUUACGCAACCACCACGGAUUUGUGGUCGAGUCGCACUAUGGACCCCUAUAUCAGCCUUACUAUACACUAUAUUAAUAAUACCUGGGAAUUGUGCAGCAAAUGUCUGCAGACAUCUUAUUUCCCUGAUGACCACACAGGGGAAUUGAUUGCCCAGGGUCUCAGGGAAGCUCUGGAGUCGUGGGGACUCGACGAGGAGCUGCAAGUUUGCAUCACGACUGACAACGGUGCUAAUGUUGUGAAAGCGGUCAAGUUGAACGAUUGGAUACGCCUCCAGUGCUUUGGCCACAGGCUUCACCUGGCCAUCGUUUUGUCAACAGAGGCGAGUGUGAAGAUACCAGAGAUUGAGCGUGCAGUUCGGGUGUGCAAGAAGAUUGUCAGUGCAUUUUCUUACACACACAAGAGGAGGAAGGCAUUGGCCAAAGCUCAGGCUGAGCUACACCUGCCUCAUCAUCGCCUCAUCACAGAGACUCCAACAAGAUGGGGGUCGCGGCAACAGAUGAUCGCACGAGUGCUGGAGCAAGAGAAAGCCAUUGCACAGGUCCUCAAAGAGGAUAAAAAAACCAGGCACCUGCUUCCAACUUGGCAGGACCUUGAUGGCUUGGAGUCAGUGAACAAGGCCCUGAGUCCACUCGUGGAGUUUAUUGAUGCACUGUCUGGCGAAGACUACGUGUCGUAUCUAAAACCGGUGCUUCAUGUCCUCAAUACCACGGUUCUGGCUGCCGCAGAGGAUGACACAAAAGUAACAAAGCGUAUAAAGGGAGGCAUUUUGCAAUACUUAAAUGACAAGUAUGAUGAUCCUGCCACUGAUGACCUGCUAGAUAUGGCCUCCCUGGUCGAUCCACGCUUCAAGAUGGCAUAUAUCGCAGACCACCGCAAAGACUAUAUCAAAACAAAAGCAAUGGCAGAAAUGCAGGCCCUUUUGGAGAAAAAGACACAAGCACAAACAUCAUCCAUGCAAGCAUCAUCCACGCAAGCAUCAUCAUCCACACAUUCACCAACACAUAGCAGCACAGGGCCUGCAGCUGCAGAAGUUGUGGAGGCCAAGCGGAUGAAGCGCAGCCUGGGCAGCUUUUUCAAAAAGGAAUCCAUUCCUGGCCCAGCUGCUCUCCCUGACAGAGAAGCCAUUGACAUUGAGCUACAAAGCUACCUGCAGGCCCUGGAGGUUGAUGGAGAGGCCAACCCAUUAGACUGGUGGAGGCUGCACGAGGCAAAUUUUCCAAGAGUGGCAAGCCUGGCACGGAAGUACCUGUGUAUUCCGGCCACCAGUGCACCAUCAGAAAGGGCAUUUAGCACUGGUGGCAAUAUUGUUACAUGCCACAGAGCUGUACUAAAGCCUGAGAAUGUGGACAGGCUUGUCUUCCUGGCUAAAAACCUGCCAUAA
Molecule: messenger RNA, 1506 nt
Organism: Neoarius graeffei (lesser salmon catfish)
Lineage: Eukaryota; Metazoa; Chordata; Actinopteri; Siluriformes; Ariidae
Product: E3 SUMO-protein ligase ZBED1-like
Exons: 2
Coding region: 1-1506 (501 amino acids)
Molecular function (GO): protein dimerization activity
Source: RefSeq, a predicted model, not a curated record